AUGCCCGCGGUAGCGCCGAUGCCGCCUGCGGUCGCGUCGUCGCCUCACUUGUUUAGCGACGACAUCGAUGGCUGGGACGACCUCUUCGCCAUCUCACGGCAAAUGGGGCUCAUGUCGCUCGGCGGCGACCAGCACCGUUGCGGCUACAUGGCUAACGACGCCUCCCAGCUGAGCUACCAACCGACUGGGACGACGACGGCGGCGGCGGCGUCUAUCCAGGUGUUCAUCAACGGUGUGGUGUACGAGGUGCCAGGCGGUGGCGCAUUGUUGGACUUGGCUGGCACGUUUGGGCAUGACGCGAUGCUGGUUCACUCCUCCGGCGAGAUCCUACCGGUGAACGAGAACGGCAUCCUCAUGAAGAGAUUGCAGAUGGGGGAAUGCUACUACCUGCUACAGCAAGCUAUUGGAAGUGUUCAAGAGAUCAAUGCUGAAUUCCAAGCCAAACAAAUCAAGAAGGUCGUCCAAGGGCAACGAAUUGAAUCUGAUUCUCCUUUUUAUCUCCGGGUUACCAUGGCUACGCUAGCAACAAGGACCACGGCAACAUCCACAGUCAGUGACCCGCAACAGUAA
Messenger RNA from Miscanthus lutarioriparius, 570 nucleotides. The record is from the annotation of a GenBank genome assembly. NCBI's taxonomy places the organism in Eukaryota, Viridiplantae, Streptophyta, Magnoliopsida, Poales, Poaceae.